Molecule: messenger RNA, 1383 nt
Organism: Geodia barretti
Lineage: Eukaryota; Metazoa; Porifera; Demospongiae; Tetractinellida; Geodiidae
Source: the annotation of a GenBank genome assembly
AUGGAGGUGUCAGUUGACACCUAUAUCGGCAAGCGCAAUACGGCUCGUUAUCAGAAGCUGGUGCAAGAGGGCGUCGAAGUUCUUAUUGCCGAUGUCAUCGCUCCGCACCUCAAGGCCAUUGAGCUUGACUGCAAGAAGUUCCUUUUCGUGAACAGGAUGCGCGCGUUGCUGGAACUGGACAAUGGCCUUGAUACGGACCGCACGUCGUACCACUUGGCACUGAACUGGGCGCGGUCGGGCUAUGAUGUGGAGCCUGACUCGGUGCGCUCAGAGGAGUGGAUUAACGCAUUCAACUACAACUACGCGCAGCCGUCGAGGGAUGAUAGUUUCGCGGUGCAUACCGAUUUAAUCCCGCAUCCGCUGGAUGACGACAAAGUGCUGGCACGCAUUGGCUUCCAAGCGCCGGAGCUGCGCGAUGACGGCAGGCCGCUGAAUGUUACGCUGGUGCUGGAUGCGUCGGGAUCUAUGGCGGACGGCGACAGGGUGGAUAUUGCGCGUGAGGCUGCGGAGAGCAUUCGCAAGAGCCUGAGCGGAGACGACCGAAUAGCGGUGGUCCACUUUACGGAAGAUGCGGGUCUGGACCUUGGCGUCAGACUGGCGCAUGAGGCUCGGCGCGAGCGUCCCGAGGCGCACAACUAUGUCAUCCUGAUGUCGGACGGCGUGGCGAAUGUAGAUGCGACGAAUCCGUUCGCCAUACUGGAGUCGGCGGGCGACUACGACAACGCGAACCCGCUGCGUCUCAUCACGAUCGGCGUGGGCAUCGAGAACUACAACGACUACCUUCUGGAGCAGUUGGCGCAGCACGGCAACGGCUGGUACCGCUACCUGAACGACACGGGACAGGCGCGCGCGACAUUCAGCCGCGAGAACUGGCUUGCGCUGUCGAUACCGUUUGCGGACCAGACGCGGGCGCAGAAUCGCAUUACGGCGGACGAGAACUUCACGCAGGCGCGCAAGGAGUUCGCGGAGAUACCUUCGGGCGCGGCAACGACGGUGUUCUAUGAGCUGGAACUGGUGGACUAUGCGGCGCGGGGCGAUGUGCUGAACCUGGGCGAUGUGGAAGUGCGCUGGGUUACGCCGGUGGUCAAUGAGGCGAACCGUCAGCACGCGCAGAUACUGGCGCAGUACAGUGAUGCGCCGAAUAACAGGGAUGGCGCGCUGCUACAGUUGGGGGCGCUGGUUGCGCUGGCGUCGGACAGGUACAGCAGCCUGCCGUAUCCGGACGCGCCGUAUGAUGUGCAUGACGAUAUUGCGAUGCUGAAAGAUGAUCUGCGGUCGCUCGACAGGCACAUCGGGGAACUGGCGGCGUACCGGGAUUUCUCGUUCCUGAUGGAGCAUAUAGCGCGGGACAUUCCGAAGCAGGCUUCGGGGUAUAGCCGGUAG